Physeter macrocephalus (sperm whale) is the source of this 1298-nucleotide messenger RNA. It is a transcript of the gene UCP1, whose product is annotated as uncoupling protein 1. Gene Ontology annotation, molecular function: oxidative phosphorylation uncoupler activity. Gene Ontology annotation, biological process: adaptive thermogenesis; mitochondrial transmembrane transport; response to cold. The record is from RefSeq and is a predicted model, not a curated record. Lineage: Eukaryota; Metazoa; Chordata; Mammalia; Artiodactyla; Physeteridae.
GCGGCGCAGGAGUGGGGAGUCUGGGAGAGCUUCCACCUUCGGGGCUGGAGCCCGGCUCCCCUUGCACCGGCGCCUGGCUCCGCGCUGAGUCAGGAUGGUGGGACUCGCAGCCUCAUACGUGCCCCCGACCAUGGCGGUCAAGAUCUUCUCGGCUGGAGUGGCGGCCUGCGUGGCGGAUGUGAUCACCUUCCCGCUGGACACGGCCAAAGUCCGGCUACAGGGAGGGAGCGCGAUGGAGAAGGUAGAGCAGGUGGCCACGUUAAAAAAGUUUGACCUGUCACAGGACGGAUGCUUUAGGAUCCAAUGCGAAUGCCAGACCUCCAGUGCUGUUAGGUAUAAAAGUGUCCUGGGAACAAUCACCACGGCAAAAACAAGAGGGCCAAUGAAACUCUACAGGGGGCUGUCAACUGGCCUCCAGAGACAAAUAAGCUUUGCCUCUCUUAGGAUCAGCCUCUAUGAGAGCAUCCAGGAGCUCUUCACCACAGGGAAAGAAAGUUCUACUCCAAAUCUGACAAGAAUUGUCAUCAUCGGCUGUACAGAGCUAGUAACAUAUGACCUAAUGAAGGAGGCCCUUGUGAAAAACAAACCCAUUUCAGAUGAUGUGCCCUGUCACUUUGUGUCCACUGUUAUCGCUGGAUUUUGCACAACGGUUCUGUCCUCUCCAGUGGAUGCGGUGAAAACCAGAUUUGUUAACUGUCUACCGGGACAGUACACAAGUGUGUCCAACUGCGCAAUGAUGGUCCUUCCUAAGGAAGGACCAUCGGCUUUUUUCAAAGGAUUUGUACCUUCCUUCUAGUGACUGGGAUCCUGGAACAUCAUCGUUGUGUGCCUUGAACAGCUGAAGCGAGAACUGCUGAAGUCGAGGCAGACCAUGGACUGUGCUACCUAAUCAUCUCCAGAGAAAGGAUGGAACAGACCAGUGGGAAUCUUUGCUAACUGGAUAAUUUUAAAAAAGCAAACAAACCUAUUCACUUUAUUUCACACUAAAAAGAUAAGAAACUCUGGACUAUUUUUUUCGAAGGAAAACUACUACCCAUCUCUUGUGACUUUUAUGCUCAGUGCUUUAAGGAAGGGAAAGCAAAACAUUCAGUAUACACCCUGGCAAAUGUAAUGUCCAGAUAAGUUACUACAUUUGAUUGACCAUUUAAUGGGAGAGGGAGUUUAUGAUUGAGUAUGAAGAUCUUUAACAGGUUUUAAUUAUUAAUUCAAACUGAUGGAAAAGGAAAACUGAGUGAAAUGCACUUUAUAAAUACUUAAAAAUGAAGUUAUCAAAGAAAAUACUAUUGUUUCCUUUUUAU